CCACGAUAACCCUUCAUGGCUAAGUUUCCUUCCCUCUGCAAUCUUUUAUCCUUUCUGCGUCGGCUCGACCCUUCUUCCUUGUUCAGGAUCCUUUCCGCUAUUGAAUCGUUCGCGGAGGAGAUAGUCCGUCUCCGACUUCACUUGAUCAUUGUAAUGGGGCAGAGUCUGGGUUCCGCCAGCCCAAAACAAUCCAAAGACGAGCUCUUGUUUCAGUUUGUUCUCGCCGGUAACGUCGAGGGCGCCAGAGCUCUAUAUGGACAUGGGGCUAGUCUUGAGUGUACUGACAAAGAAGGAAAUACCCCUCUCAUUGUUGCUUGUAAGGAUUCUGCAUUGUUCUAUGUUGCCAAGGCUUUGAUUGAUCUGGGAGCCAACGUUAAUGCCUAUGGACCUGGUCGAUAUGGUGGUACGCCUUUACAUCAUGCUGCCAGCAGAGGGCUGGAACAGACUGUGCUGCUUCUUCUGUUGAGUGGAGGGAAUGCGUUGUUGAGAAAUGAUGAUGGCCAGACUGCACUUGAUAUGGCUAGAACAAACCAGAAAACAGUUGUAGUCCGUGCAAUUGAGCAUCAUAUCUGCCUUUUCUCUGGUUGGUUGCGAGAGUUUCAUGGUCCAGCAUUUCUGAGAUCAUUUUCUCUUCAGUUGUUGUCAACAAAAGUCUGGGCAGUUGUUCUGCCUUAUAGCACUAGAGAUCCUACAAAUGUCAGAUUGCAGCUUGUGUUAUAUUCCAUUCAGCAGGAUGCCAAACCUUACACUGUAAUUCCUCUUUGGAAUGCCAAAAUUGAAGAACCUAAAUUUGACAAUCCGGAUGCAGGAAUGACUAUAUUCGACCCAUCCUCAAAUUCUCAGCACCAAUUGGCACCUUUCAAGCAGGGCGACAAGGACCAGCUUCGUUGCUUAUACGAUGCAUGCAGAAGAAAUGGUAUCACACAGGUUGGGCCUACACCAAGGCAUCAGCAUAUGGAACAUGUCAUCCCAGAUACCGGAUAUGAAGAUCCUGAAGAAGCUCUACAAUUGGCAAUGGCACUGAGUGCAUCCAUCCAAUCUGCCAUGGAGGACAGGCAACAGCCCCCAAAUAGCCACGACUAUGGUUCUGGAGCUAUUGAUACCAACGGUUGGGGACAUGCACCACAUGCCGAGAGUCACAAUGGAUGGGGGGCCCCUGUAGGAUCUCCACUCUCAGAAGCUAGCAGCAGCGGGCAGGUGCCCGAGAAGGAAGCAAAAGAGAAAUACAAUGGCUGGGAUGUUCCCAGCACUAGGCCUACUGCUGGCAGUCAUAAUAGCCUCCCAGUGAACCAAGUUGUAGCUGUUGCGUCCACCACAGCUCCAUCUGCUCCUCCAGUUCCCACGGAAGCAACCAUGGAUGAAGAAGGCCCUAUCCACUAUCCAUCCAUCGACCUUGGUCCAUUGGAUCUCUCUGUUCCAGCCACCGAGCAGGGGGUUUCGUCUGCAACAAGCAACUCAAAGGAUGAAGGUAGUUCCUCUUCUUCUUCUGCUUCCUCCGUUUGCAUAAUCUGUUGGGACGCUCCAGUACAGGGUGCAUGCGUCCCUUGUGGUCACAUGGCAGGCUGUAUGGAAUGUUUGAGCGACAUCAAAGGCAAGAAAGGUACUUGUCCAGUUUGCCGGGCUAAGUUGACUCAAGUUAUAAAGCUGUAUUCAGUUUGAAACCGAUCUUCAACAAAUGGGUUUUGCUUAUUGACCAUUUGAGUUAGUUAGUACGCCCAAGAUUUUGGCACCCAAAAUGAAACGAUGGAUGGCCAGUCAGUCUAGGCGUGAGGGGAACAUGUUGAACUGAAACGACCUGAUGGUGAAAAACAAAAUGCAGAGGCUCACCCAUUGUGGUGUUUUUCAUUUUUCCAUUGCAGGUUGUAAGUAAUGUCUUCACUGUGCUAUGUACGUAUACCCUUUUCCAUAUUACAUAAGGGUCGUUUGGAGAAAUACAAAAAUCUAGACUUAAAAAUAUUUAAUAGAAAUUUAUGCUUUUU
Molecule: messenger RNA, 1979 nt
Organism: Linum trigynum
Lineage: Eukaryota; Viridiplantae; Streptophyta; Magnoliopsida; Malpighiales; Linaceae
Source: the annotation of a GenBank genome assembly